GCUUCCACGUUCUGCUUCAGCUCUACCCGCGCCAUGGAAGCUCCGCCGCCUCUUCUCCUACCAUUCCUGCUGCUCCUCCUCCUCCUAGCCUCCAACAUGGCCACCGCGGCCGGGGACGGCUGCAGCGCGGGCUGCGACCUCGCGCUGGGCUCCUACUACGUCACGAAGAACACGAACAUCACCUACAUCGCGCAGCUCUUCGGCUUCACCGACUACCGACUGCUCGCCAAGUAUAACCCCGGGCUCCCCAAUCUAGACGACGUCGCCGCCGCCGGGUACCGCGUCGACGUCCCCUUCCCCUGCGAGUGCCUCGCGCGGCCCUCCGACCCGGCCUCCACCUACCUCGCCGCCUCCAUCCCCUACAAAGUCGUCACGGGAGAAACCUACGCCAGCAUCGCCAACAACUACAUCAACCUCACCACCGCCGACUGGCUGCAGGCCACCAAUACGUACCCGCCCAACAACAUCCCCGACGACGCCACCGUCAACGUCACCGUCAACUGCUCCUGCGGCGACGCCAGGAUCUCCACGGAUUACGGGCUCUUCCGCACAUUCCCGCUAAGGGACUGGGAUACGCUCGCCUCCGUCGCCGCAACUCGUGACCUCUCGUCGCCGGAGCAGAUGGACAUAGUCCGGAGGUAUAAUCCCGGCAUGGAUGGUGCCACCGGGAGCGGCAUCGUGUAUAUCCCUGCCAAAGGUGAUCGUAAAACAAUUACUAUAUAUGGUGUAUUCUAG
Molecule: messenger RNA, 735 nt
Organism: Triticum dicoccoides
Lineage: Eukaryota; Viridiplantae; Streptophyta; Magnoliopsida; Poales; Poaceae
Product: chitin elicitor receptor kinase 1-like
Exons: 2
Coding region: 34-735 (233 amino acids)
Biological process (GO): innate immune response
Molecular function (GO): transmembrane receptor protein kinase activity
Source: RefSeq, a predicted model, not a curated record